Molecule: messenger RNA, 945 nt
Organism: Nakaseomyces glabratus
Lineage: Eukaryota; Fungi; Ascomycota; Saccharomycetes; Saccharomycetales; Saccharomycetaceae
Product: cyclin family protein
Biological process (GO): regulation of cyclin-dependent protein serine/threonine kinase activity
Cellular component (GO): cyclin-dependent protein kinase holoenzyme complex; nucleus
Molecular function (GO): cyclin-dependent protein serine/threonine kinase regulator activity; protein kinase binding
Source: RefSeq, a predicted model, not a curated record
AUGUUUGAGACGCCCCCGUACUGCGGUCUUAAUCCCGUGGAAUAUGAAAUACUUGUGCGAUUUCUUAAAAGGAAUGUCACAUAUGAGAUGCUCACCUUUCUGAUAUCUAAAACGAAUUCAAUGAUUAAAAUAAAAAAGACUAAUAGCCCCAAACCUGUGGAAUUGAGUCUAUUUGUUGAGGAAUUAGUCGCAUCAUCUAAAGUCCAAGCUUCUACAUUAAUGGCAACAGCUGUAUAUUUGGAUAGAUUGAGCAGAAUAAUCCCCUCUAACGUAUGUGGCAUUGAAACUACAAAGCAUAGAAUGUUUCUAGGAUGCUUAAUCUUAUCAUCCAAAUCUUUGGAUGACUCAUCACUUUUCAAUAAACAUUGGACAAAAUACUGUAAUGGACUACUUACGUUGAAGGAGGUCAAUUCAAUAGAGCGUGAGCUGUUAUCGUACUUUAAUUGGGAUAUCAACAUUCAGAUUGAGGAAUUAUACAAUACUUUAGAACCUAUUUUGAAACCAAUUAGAGAAGAAAUGGUUACAAGAAGAUAUACACUGUACUUACCAACGCCUUCGUCUUCUCCAGGUAAAAUUGAUGGGCGUAUUAAGCUAAGCUCUCACCCAGUGCUUCAAAAACAAAUUGCAGAAGAAAUAUCGACCUAUCUUGACGAUGCAUCCCCAGUGUCCAGUAUUAGUACCUUUUAUGACUCUGAGUCACCUACAUCAAUGCAAUCAGGGCAUAACGGUCGACUAUAUCUGUGCGAUAAUUGCUCUACUCCAGCGCUCGGAAACAGUACAGUUAGUUCGGAAUAUGUAUUAGAUAGUUCGAAUCAAAGAAAAAGAGGCCAUUCAAGUGAUUUGAAAUCCACUAAGUCUGAAGAGGAAGAAAGCAAUCUAGAAUAUUUGUUCAAACGUGACAAAAAAUUGGUAAGGUGGAAUAAUCGAUGGUCAAUGGUUUUUUGA